Molecule: messenger RNA, 3990 nt
Organism: Paramacrobiotus metropolitanus
Lineage: Eukaryota; Metazoa; Tardigrada; Eutardigrada; Parachela; Macrobiotidae
Exons: 5
Coding region: 501-3494 (997 amino acids)
Biological process (GO): protein homooligomerization; potassium ion transmembrane transport
Cellular component (GO): membrane
Molecular function (GO): voltage-gated potassium channel activity
Source: RefSeq, a predicted model, not a curated record
GACAACCUAACCGGUCCUAACUGCACACUACCAGCUCGCUCGAGCCCAAGAUAAGAACACUGAAAAGCAGAAAAAAACAGCAAAACAGUAUCAAGUCAUUUUAGCGAGUACUUUACUAAUUUAUAGUUAAUGUUGGCACCUGAUAUUAUCGCUUCCUUAACUAGAUAAAACUGCAUUAGUGAGUGAACUGUUAAUUAAGUACAGUAAAUAAUUUAUGGAUUAAUGGCUGUUUUUAAGGCGUCUGAUUGUCUGUACACUGCUUGGAAUAUAAAGUGCGGCGGCGGAAUAAUCACGUUAGGCACCCUGCAGGUCACACAAACCGGGAGGGCAUUAUGGUUAUUUUCUGCUGUGGACUAAACAAUGUCGCCUGCAUUAAUUAGUAAAAAACUUUUGGAGUAAUCCUGCGCUAAAUGCUAUGAUUCGCGGUCUGGCAGCACUUCUGUUCGAUGGGAAUUAUUUGAUUAGUUCCGUAAUUUUACGAUCUACAAGCAAUAUGUGCCAUGAUAACAUGGAUUCGCACCCCAACGUUCUCUGCUCCGAGCGAGAAUGACGACGACGAGGAUGUCCUCUCGGGUACCGAGCCAGGAGAUGCUCGGAGAGGCUCCCUUCAAAGUGGAACAGCCCAGUUUAGUCGCAUUCAGCGGCUGCGACGCCACUUGGUUGAUCCGUACUUGCAAAAACGCGCCAAAUAUGGAAGCCUUCAGCCAUCACUAACCGGGACUGAGUUUGAAUUAGUACACUUUUCGGCUGGUGGCCGGCGGUUCGCCAGCCCAGACACGAUCUUAGCUAAUCAUCCUAAUACCGUUCUGGGGGAUCCAGCCAAAAGAUCAUUCCAUUAUUCGUUAUCUAGGCAUACACAUACUUUUUCUACAGUUCUGCCUGAUGUGUUCGAAGCAGUUCUUGAAUUUUAUGAAGGAGCCCCGCUAAUACGCCCAGAUCGUCUUACUGUUGAUUACUUUUUGGAACAGCUGGAAAUAUUUGAAUUUGAUGCUUCGGUUAUUACGCGAUAUUUGCGUUCAGAAGGUGUGAAGCUACCCAGGAAGCCCCCGACAAGACGAACUGACAUUCAACCCGCUUGGAAAGAUCGUAUCUGGGAUUUCUUUGUUUAUCCCGAACUAUCUCUGGCAUCGCGCGCCUACAACGUCAUAUCAUUAAUUUUUACAUGCGUUUCCAUUGCGAUAUACGCAUUAGAGACUGUUCCGGAGUUGAAUGCCUUAAUGGGCACGACGCAAACGCUGGGUGAUGCCUUCAAAAACCCAUUCUUUAUUAUUAACACCAUUUGCUACAUAUUCUUCACAGUGGAGCUGGUAGGGCGAUUUGUGGGCUGUCCCGACAAAUUGUGGUUUUUUCGUCGUUGGUAUCACUGGGUCGACUUAGUGUCAAUCCUGGCGCAUGUUAUUGUCAUGGUGGUGAUGGGUACCGGCGGCUACUCAGCUGGUCAGCCUAAUGUUGCGCGACAGAUCGGUGUGAUUCGCGCGAUAAGGUUGUUUCGAAUCCUGAAACCCAUUGGGGCGUCCAAGACCAUUGGUUCACCGAGUCAGUACUGGAUUGGAAUAUUAUGGCAGACGGUGCGCAACAACGCGUCAACGCUGCUGGUGCUGCUGUUCUUACUGCUGCUCUGCAUGGUUUUGUUUGCGGGAAUUCAGUAUGCCAUUGAAGGCGGACCAGGCCAAGCGAUUCCAUCAAUUCCCCAUGGCUUCUGGUGGGCCAUUAUAACAAUGACAACUGUCGGAUACGGGGACAUUUAUCCUCGCUAUGCGGCCGGCCAGUUCGUAGCCGUAAUAUGCGGAUCUGUUGGGCUAAUUUUCAUCGCCUUUCUUCUGCAUUCGGUGUCGAGUGGAUAUCAGCGUUUGAUGAAGAACAAUGCUGAAUACCGGCGCUAUCUCAUGCGUCAAAAGAAAAGGCGGCUAUCGCAGCAGCCCAGAGAAGACUCUUUGUUUGCAAGCACUUCUUCUACGUUGGACGAGGAAAAGGCAUCCCAGAUGGGGGAACAAAUCGUUGUGGUCAACGGAGCGGAAUUCAUCAUUCCGGUGAACGAGCUGGCCUUAUUCCCCGACACGUUAAUAAGCAACCACGAAAAACGCACGUCCCACUUUUUGAAGGACAAUAAAACGCUGUACUUUCCACGAAGCGCGAGCAUAUUCCCGUCAUUUGCGUCAUUUUAUAAAUCCGGAGGAUUCUUACGGAGGCCUCCAUUUGUUCCGAUGCGCAAAUUUGUAGAGGAACUGGUCUUCUAUGAAAUGGGCGAGAAAGCUUUAACUGAUCUUUUUGCAUCCGAAGGAAUCAGCUUGGAACGCGAGCUGGAGCCCACAAACCGAUUACAGUUGUUCUGGUAUCGAGUUUGGGAGCAUCCGGAAUUUAACUGCAUCUCCCGCACAAUCGCCAUCAUCUCCAUUCUGAUCAUUACGACGUCCGUAACGACUUUGAUUCUAGAGACGAUACCGCAGGUAUUAAGCGAUGAAUGCAUUGGGGCACACAAUAAUGCAAGCGCCACUAAUUCGUCCGUUCCUUUAUCUAAAAAACUGUUGAAUCAAAGCGAGUGUGCUGAAGAAUGGACAUUUUUUAUACUGGAGUCUGUAUGCACGUCUUGGUACACGUUAGAAUUAGUAUCACGCUUCAUUGUGGCACCCUCCAAGAUCCGCUUCGCUAAAGCCAUCAUGAACUGGGUGGAUGCCUUAACCAUAUUCCCGUACAUAUUCACACUGAUAGAGAUGUUCUCUGAUACAUCACCAUCCAGCAUUAUUGUCAAUUCGUUUGGAUUCUUACGCACAAUUAGGCUGAUUCGUCUCAUUGCACUGUUCAAGUUUUCCCGGUUCUCGAAAACCAUGCAGAUGAUCUUAACCAUUUUACGAUCGGCAUGGUUUGAGCUGUGCAUGUCAUGUUACUUUUCGUUUGUUAUGGCCAUCAUUUUCGGAACCACAGGCUAUCUAUUUGAGCAAAUGAGCGAUAAGCCGAAUAUCAACAGUAUUCCGCGAGGAAUGUACUGGGCUUGGAUUACUAUGUUGACCAUUGGCUAUGGUGACAUUGUACCGGUGACUGUUGGAGGAUAUAUUAUUGGUGGUCUGUGUGCCAUUGCUGGAACACUGUUUUGGUCACUUCCAAUGACGCUCGUGGCUGACCAUUAUGCCAAAUAUCGAGGAUUAUAUAACGAUCAGGAAUUCAUGAUUGCCGUACUGGAGCGACUGGAGCGAGCGAGGAAAAAAAGAGAAGGCUCGUUAGUGCAUUCUGAAGGGAUCCAGCCGUUGGAUUUAAGGAAAAUAGAAGCUCUAACGGAGAUGCCGGAAACGAUGAGCGGGUUUGUUUCUUUGCCACCGUCUAAAGCUGACGAUGAGCGGACUUCAGAACCCCGUAUAUCGGUCAUGGGCGACUCAGUGGCUACCUUGCGGCCUGUUCCACGAAACCGCUCUUUAGAAAUGAUAAUUACUUCCCCUCCAAUUCCAGUAUUUUCAGAAUAUCCUAUCCCUUCCAAAUCACAUUUACGCCCUGUAGAGUAGGAAACGUAACGGACUGCUACUAAAAUUAAGUGGUGCCAAGUUUUCGGCGGUUAUAAGAUUGCUUCUUUUCCUGUGGACUUUGAAUAUUAAUGUUUUUUUGUUUGUCAAUCAGCUCUUAACUCUCUUUUUUAUUCUAGUCUUCUUUUCAUAUUCAAGCACUUCUAGUUUUUUGAUUGCUAAAUAGCAGAAUAGAUACUGUACGAGUAGUGCAGUUGUCAAGGGCUGCAGCUGAAUUAUGAAUGUGAUUAUCAAUAUAAUUUAAUUAUUACUAUAUAAAAAUAAAUAACCUUUCAAAAAGCUACCGGCUUGCGGCAAUUUGGCAUGCGACCGUUGCAGAUUCCUAAUGUAACAGCAGAGCAUAAUUAAGACGAAGACACUAUCUCUGCUCUCUAAUCAAUCAAAUCCGUUAUUUAUUAUUUUCCAAUGGGAAAAGAAGCUCCCAAAAUAGCACAACAAGCGGAAGCGGCAGAAGUAGUGGAAGAAGCUCAGCCGCUUC